CAGAGUCCUUCCUCCAUAACAAGUAAAUAACGUCAGUCACAGAGUGCAUGUGUGUGUGUGCGAGGAGACACAAUCUGCUCCCCCCCCGGCACAGGAGCCGCUGGGCUGAUCCUUAUGAACAGAUCAUCAUCCAUCUGAACGUGGUGGUGGUGGUUGUGGGUAGGGGGAGACAGAGAUCCAAACUCCGGCGGAGGUGGCCAGGAUUCCCCGAACAGAUUGACAGUUGUAUACUCAAGCCAUGAAACGGGCACGGCUUCCAAGCACCAGUGAAGAUUCCGAUGACAAUGGCAGUCUCUCUACAUCAUGGUCCCAGAACUCAAAGUCUCGAAACAGGAGAAGUUCAAGACAUGAAGAUCAGAAAGCUUCUGAGGUGUUUCGCACAGAUCUGAUCACUGCCAUGAAGUUGCAUGAUUCACACCAGUUGAACCCGGAAGACUAUUAUAUCUUGGCUGACCAAUGGCGCCAAGACUGGGAGAAAGGUGUGCAAGUGCCAGUGAAUCCUGAGUCUGUCCCUGAACCUGUUGCCAGGUUAAUUGCUGAGAAGGAUAAAGUGGUCACAUAUUCUAAACCUCGCAAGUACAUUCAUUCCUCUGGCUCAGAGCCACCAGAACUGGGAUAUGUUGACAUUCGGACUCUGGCUGAAGGUGUUUGCCGCUACGAUCUCAGUGAAACAGACGUUGCUUGGUUAGAGUUAAUUAACGAGGAAUUCAAAGAAAUGGGAUUAGUUCCGCUAGAGGAGUACAUCAUGGAGAGAAUUAUGGAAGAGCUUGAACAAAGAUGUUACGACAACAUGAACCAUGCCAUUGAAACAGAGGAAGGCCUGGGCAUUGAGUAUGAUGAAGACGUGGUAUGUGACGUUUGCCAGUCACCAGAUGGAGAGGAUGGAAAUGAAAUGGUUUUCUGCGACAAAUGUAACAUCUGUGUGCACCAGGCAUGUUAUGGCAUUCUGAAAGUGCCAGAAGGAAGCUGGCUGUGUCGUACUUGUGCUUUGGGUGUCGAGCCAAAAUGUUUACUGUGUCCUAAGAAAGGUGGAGCCAUGAAGCCAACUCGUAGCGGUACGAAAUGGGUCCAUGUCAGCUGCGCACUUUGGAUUCCUGAGGUGAGCAUUGGAAGUCCAGAAAAAAUGGAACCUAUCACUAAGCUUUCACACAUCCCUAGCAGCCGCUGGGCGCUGAUCUGCAGUCUGUGUAAUGACAAGACUGGAGCUUCCAUACAGUGUUCCAUUAAGAACUGUCGAACAGCCUUUCAUGUGACAUGUGCAUUUGAUCGAGGAUUAGAAAUGAAGACCAUCCUGACAGAAGAAGACGAGGUGAAGUUCAAGUCCUAUUGUCCAAAGCAUAGUUCUGACAAAAAAGAGGAUGAUGAUCACCUCAGCGAAAGCACGAGUGAGGUCAAUGGAGAAGGGGAAGCCUCCCCUCAGUCUGGCCUUGAUCACUUUCAAGUCAUGGAUGCAUCCCAGCAGGAGACCAAGCAAGAGAGUCAGAGGAAAUUAAAACUACAGCAACUUGAAGAUGACUUCUAUACAUUUGUCAAUGUACAGGAAGUGAGCCAGGCAAUGGAAAUCCCUCUUGACGUGAUGGAUUAUGUUUACCAGUACUGGAAGCUUAAGCGGAAAGCCAACUUCAACAAGCCACUCAUAACUCCUAAGAAGGACGAGGAGGAGAACUUGGCAAAAAGAGAGCAAGAUGUGCUGAUUCGUAGGCUGCAGCUCUUUACUCAUCUGCGCCAAGAUCUGGAAAGGGUGCGCAAUCUAACAUACAUGGUGACACGCCGAGAGAAGAUGAAGCGAUCUGUUUGCAAAGUACAGGAGCAAAUAUUUAAUCUUUAUACAAAGCUUGUGGAUCAAGAUAAAAGUGCUGGUCUUCCUACGGAGAAGAUGUUGCUCUUUAAUUCUCACCCACUGGAUCCAGACGCACCAAAGAUUGAAGACUUAAAGUGGCACUCCGCAUUCUUCAGAAAGCAGCUAAGCUCUUCAUUGGGUUGCUCCAUGAAUGUGUCGCACAAGAAGAGCAGGGAUAGAGAAAGCUCAAGGAAAGACGAGAAGUCCCAGCAUGCUCAAUCUAACAAGAAAAAGGAAGCUCAUUCUUCAGAUUGCACUUAUUCUUUUGAAAAGGCUGUCGCCACAAUUUCACCUGUGCAACAUAAAAACGGAGCAAACAUGCCAGAACAUAGGAAGAGGCGCGGUAGUCGUCCGCAGUGUGAUGUCAUUAAACCAGAACUGAAAGAGAAGCCUCUCAAGCAACAGCAAAAACCACUGAGGCUUGCAGAGCUGUCUGACAAGCAGGCUGAAAAUAAGCGUACAACCAUUCGCACGUCGGUCAGUAAGCGGUCUUCUGGAAACCGCUUAUCCAAGUACAGCAGCUCACUAAUCAAAAUGCACUGUAAUCAGACUUCAGCCAAAGUGCCUACAAGCCCUGUUAAAAACUGGGGGGGAUUUCGGAUUCCAAAGAAGGGUGAAAGACAACCGCAGAAAGGAGUGGUCAAAGCCUGUCUGCCAAGUGCAAACUGCCAGUAUUUGGGAAGUCUAUCCCCAAAAGAUAGGACAAACAACAAUAUAAAAAUGAACAAUGAGAAUGAUGGGUACGUCCCAGAUGCAGAGAUGAGCGACUCUGAAACCGAAUCAACAGAGAAGUGCCGACUGCAAAGGCUUCCAUCAAACGGCAACAUCGGUAGAGGAUAUGAGACAGACAUUAUUAGGAGAAGCAUCCUAGCAUCUUGACUGAACACUGUAGUGUUGGUUCCACCGCACUGUAGACAGACAAGUGUCUGCUUAUUCACUCCUGCAUUAAGUCGGUGGACACAGGAGAAUGGGAAAGAGUGUUAGCACAUUUAUAAACUGACAGGUCAAUAAUCCGCUCUUCCCUUAUUUGUUCCAAGUUGUUUACUUGCACUUGAAUAUCACAAUUUUUCUUCUGAGACCCAUAAUUUGCUUCACACAGAGCACAUAGAUUUUGUGUAUUUUUUUUUUCCUUUUGGACAUCAAUAAUGUCAAUUUUGAAGGUUUAAAGGGGUGUAGACUGCACUGGAAGUGCUUUUAAUUUGCCCCUUUGAAAGCACAAUCUAUUUGUUUUGGAGUGAUACACAAAAAUGUUUUUCUUUUUGUUUGUUAUUGGUACACCAUCUUGCACUUUUGGCCCAUUACAUUUCCUUGCACUGCAAUUUCCUGACCUUCAGGCAUGGUCUUAAAUAAAGUUGAAUGCCUGUUAAAGCUCUUUGCUAGAACAGUGGCCAAACAUUUUGAGUAUCCAGUAUGCUCGACCAAGAAAUAUAUGAAAUAUAUGUUGCUUUAUGAAGAAGCAAUUUGUAGCUGUUCCUUAGUAAUUCAGUGAUAAUUUCUCUGCUUAAAACUUCCUUUCUUGUUUUGGGUGAUUCAAAUAAAAAGGAGUUUCCUUCCUUGAAAACCAAAGCUUUGCACUGUCCAAGAUGCAAUAGUUCCAUAAACAUUUCACCCCCUUACAUGUUGUUUGAAAGGUACUGUAUGUCAGAUGGAAUGUUGAAACUGCACCUUGCAUAGAGGUUAUAUGUGAUAUUUUCUUUGUGACAGAAUGUCUCAUAAGUUGGUGAAGGCCAUAGUUGGUAGGUAGACAGCUACCAAAUAUGAAAUCCUGAAAUGUAUAAUCAGAUGCAUGGUACAUUUCAAGCAUGUAUGGCACACAAUAAAGUUCAAUAAAGCACUUGACAUAUCCCUUAUCCAAUUAUCAGACUGGUAUACCCACAUACCCCAUGAUAUUGUACAUAUCAUGGGGUAUAUGUACAUAGUUUACACUGACUGUUAAGGGUGAAGACCCCCAGCGUUCCCUACAAGGGGUCAUUAACUCUCUAAAAAUGUGCAUUCCACUUACACUAUUUUUUGACUUUGUUGGUUGUUUGAGUUAUAAA
Messenger RNA from Pelobates fuscus (common spadefoot toad), 3879 nucleotides. It is a transcript of the gene JADE1, whose product is annotated as jade family PHD finger 1. The record is from RefSeq and is a predicted model, not a curated record. Gene Ontology annotation, biological process: regulation of transcription by RNA polymerase II. The coding region runs from base 239 to 2719 and encodes 826 amino acids. Gene Ontology annotation, cellular component: histone acetyltransferase complex. Lineage: Eukaryota; Metazoa; Chordata; Amphibia; Anura; Pelobatidae. The transcript is spliced from 11 exons.